CUGAAAAGGAACUAGUAGUAGUCGUUCGGUGCGAUUAGACGGAUUAUCGGGCUCAUCGUUCACACAUUAACAGACAUGGAUGAUUUGAUAAAUCGAACGGACGAGGAUAUCUUGAUUUAAUUAUAAUUGGAUUUUUAGGAAGGUAGUAGUGCGCAAGGUGGUUUAUUUCCAGUGAUCGAAUUCCAAGUUAAGUGCAGUGUAAUUUGACUCAAUUUAUUGCAAAUUGGAAGAUGGCUGCUACUAACAAUAACGAACCCGAUUGCCAAAAAGGUGCAACUAUUGAAGCCAAAGUCAAACAUGAUACUCCAACAGAAGACAUUUUGAGGAAUAUGGCAUUUGAGAAAGUUAGAAAAAAAAUUGAGAACCUUCAAUCAUCAGUACUAAAUCAGUUUGAAAAACAACUGAACUUAGUGGCUUCAGAUGUAUUGAAAGAAGUGCGUGGGAUGUGCAUUCCUAAGGCUGGUCUUCAGGAAUUAUUCACACCAAAUGGCGACAUCAGUAAAAAAGGGAAAUCCAAAAACAAUGGCCAAUUAACAGAAAAAAUGUUUAUUCCUAGAAGUUCAAUACUCACUGAUCUAUUUGAAGUUCAGCACAUCAGAACAAUAUACCAUAUAUUUACUGUGAUUCUAAUUAUAUUGUUUUUGAAUACUGUGGUAUACGAUCUGGUUGCCCAUGGAAGUAUUAAUGUAGGUGUUUCUUUAAUUACAACCGGAUUUGGCAAAUUUCACAUUGCUUUACUGAUAUGGUCAUGCAUGGAAGUGUGCACAAUAAUUAUGUAUAAAUUUUUCAAACAUUGGGCAAUGAAUAGGAUAGAAAUGCUACCCAAUUCCCUCCAAAUGAAAUGUUGGGAUAAUUUCUACUUCAGUUGGCUUCUUCUGUACCAAGCUUCUUUCAUAUAUUUACCAGUUUGGGCUCUACUUAAAGCUGAUUUACCACCAGCAUCAUCACUAGUCGUUUUGAUGGAACAGGUGCGGCUAUUAAUGAAGACUUACGCAUUUUUAAGGCACAAUAUCGUAAAAGUGCGGGCAUUUAAACCAAAGUCUGAUGAUAAAAUUAAUGAAGAAUUUCUUCCUUCGAUCUCUACUUAUAUUUAUUUCCUAUUUGUUCCUACACUGGUAUAUCGAGACUCAUAUCCAAGAACUGAACGAGUGAGAUGGCGCGUAGUAUUCUGGCAUUGCAUGGAAGUCAUCGGCGUAAUAUUUUACAUCAGUUUCAUCUUGCAACGAUUUGUUAUCCCAUUUUUCCGGGAUUUUGGAAAUGGUCCUCAAGAAGCUCGAUAUCUUGUUUUGGCUGUUUUUGGCUGCAUGAUGCCAGGGACCUUGGUCUUUCUGUGCGGAUUUUAUUGCUUGCUGCAUGCAUGGAUGAAUGCUGCGGCGGAGUUGCUUAGAUUUGCUGAUAGGCUUUUUUAUAAGGAUUGGUGGAAUGCGACUUCAUAUGGUGAAUAUUACCGAACAUGGAAUAUAGUUGUACACGAUUGGCUGUACACUUACAUUUAUAAAGAAAUGUAUGAAAACAUUACACCAAGAAACAAGAUAUGUUCAACGUUGAUGGUAUUCUUCAUUUCGGCUGUGGUUCACGAAUAUAUCUUAGCGUUCGCCUUCAGAUUUUUCUACCCUGUAUUAUUGUUCAUGUUUGGAGUUAUCGGACUUUUAUUGAUUUUUAUCAAGAACGAGAAAAAUAGAUCUGCUGGCAAUUUACUUAUGUGGCUAUCCUUAUGCGUAGGAAACGGACUACUACUUAGUUUCUAUAGUAUGGAAUAUUUUUCAAGACUAAACUGCUCUAAUGAAAGAGAGGAUGAUUCGUUGCUCCAAUAUUUCAUACCGAGGUCGUGGAGUUGUCAUGGACUAUCAUUUGACCCAAAUUGGAAAUUUAGAAAUCCAUGGGAUUGAACACUUACUUUGUACUACUUACUUGUUAGUUAAAAUUUCUAUUAGUAUUAUUAAUUGUUGUUAAGUA
Messenger RNA from Ctenocephalides felis (cat flea), 1956 nucleotides. Its product is annotated as sterol O-acyltransferase 1. NCBI's taxonomy places the organism in Eukaryota, Metazoa, Arthropoda, Insecta, Siphonaptera, Pulicidae. The transcript has 10 exons. The record is from RefSeq and is a predicted model, not a curated record. Gene Ontology annotation, biological process: cholesterol metabolic process. Gene Ontology annotation, cellular component: endoplasmic reticulum membrane. Bases 231 to 1889 code for a protein of 552 amino acids.